Rana temporaria (common frog) is the source of this 866-nucleotide messenger RNA. Its product is annotated as claudin-4-like. Lineage: Eukaryota; Metazoa; Chordata; Amphibia; Anura; Ranidae. The transcript is spliced from 2 exons. The record is from RefSeq and is a predicted model, not a curated record. Bases 106 to 750 code for a protein of 214 amino acids. Gene Ontology annotation, cellular component: plasma membrane; bicellular tight junction. Gene Ontology annotation, molecular function: structural molecule activity. Gene Ontology annotation, biological process: cell adhesion; bicellular tight junction assembly.
UCCUCUCUCCUGUGAUGUCAUUGGGGGGGGGGGGUAUAUAACUCAGGAGUGGGGGCAGGUGAUCAGCAUUCAUUCCUCUUCUCUGUGUGCAGAUUCCAAUCAACAAUGGCUUCUACUGGUCUUCAGCUUCUUGGGAUGGUCUUGGCCUUGAUUGGCUGGGUGGGAUCCAUCAUCACCUGUGCCAUGCCGAUGUGGAAGGUGACGGCAUUCAUCGGGAACAACAUUGUGGUGGCGCAGAUCAUCUGGGAAGGACUGUGGAUGAAUUGCAUCGUUCAAAGCACCGGCCAGAUGCAGUGCAAGGUCUACGACUCCAUGUUGGCGUUGCCUCAAGAUCUUCAGGCUGCCCGAGCCCUCACCGUUAUCUGUGUCCUUGUGGCCAUCCUAGGCCUGCUCAUUGGCAUUGUGGGGGCCAAAUGUACCAACUGUGUGGAAAAUGAGAACACCAAGGCAAGGGUCAGCCUGGUGUCCGGUGUGAUCUUUGUGGUGUCAGGGGUCCUAAUGCUCAUCCCCGUCUGCUGGUCAGCCAACACCAUCAUCCGUGACUUCUACAACCCACUGGUGACAGAUGCCCAGAAGAGGGAGUUGGGGGCUGCUAUCUACAUUGGAUGGGCUUCCGCUGCUCUGAUGGUGCUGGGUGGGGGGCUUCUGUGCUGCUCCUGCCCCAAGAAGGAGGAUGCCCCAUACAGUGCCCGCUAUACUGCUGCCCCCUCAGGGGCUCGCAGUGAGUACACCACCAAGAACUACGUGUGAGGAGGACUAAUGGGAUGCCCUAUUGUGGCAUGAAGACAGACUCUGGGAAGGGGGGAUUGUGCUGGAUUUUAUACAAAUUUCAUGUUUAAUAAAAUUUAAUGUUUUUGUAGAAGUGA